UACGGGGAAGUGUCAAAACAAACUGGGGGAAUUCUGCUGUCCAAACCUGGGAGUUACAGCGACUUUUCACGCGCCGCUCUCGUCUGCAUGCAGCUGUUUUCUUACUUGAACAUAAGGGAUCGGCUUUUCCCCCUCCGGGAAACACUUGCCUCCACAUGAUGGCUUUCACUAUGCUGAGGCCGGUCUCGACGCAUUCCUUCUCUUACCCCGCUGACCUGACCUUGAUGUCGGACGACGAGGAGGGGAACCGCAGCGAGAGCGACGGCAGCACCGACCAGGGCUACGGCUGCUGCGGGAUUCCGGGGGACGGUUACGGGCGGGGGUCCUGCGGCGUGGUGCCGCAUCGGAACGCCGCGAACGCCAGGGAGAGGCACCGGACCCAGAACGUCAACACGGCCUUCACGGCGCUGCGGACACUCAUCCCCACGGAACCGGUGGACAGGAAGCUCUCCAAGAUCGAGACGCUGCGCCUGGCGUCCAGCUACAUCUCGCACCUGGCCAACGUGCUGGUGGUCGGCGACGGGAGGCAGGACGGGCAACCGUGCCUGAGCUCGGUCUACAAGGAGGUGAAGGGGGGCGGAGGAGGCAAAAAGCCCCGGAAUAUCUGCACGUUCUGCCUCAGCAACCAGCGGAAAGGGGUGAAAGACAGACGAGACUGUGUGAAAAUGCACGGCAGUGGCGCAAGACAAAUUAGUCGACGGUGAAACUGUCUGUGAGGAGGAUUGGAUGGACUCUUCGGAGCAGACUUCGGGCAAACCUCCACCGACCGUUCCUAGAGUCUGGAAGCAGCUCAGCUUUUGAGGGCCACUCUGACUUUGUGGUUUGGCUCCUUGGUCACUUUGCCCUGUGAGAUUAGAGGAUUUGCACCAAAAGCAUCACCAGCAGAUACACUCACACCUGCCAGCACUAAGUAACGUAUGAGGGCAAUAUUGUAAAAGGGAGAAAAUGAGUGCUGCUAUGUGGAUGUUUUGUUCAUUUGAAUGACAAACAUGUUCAGGGGAUUGGUGAAUUAGACAUACAGUGGAAUUACACAAUGAUUUCUUUUUUUUUUUUUGCAUUGUUCAUUUGUACUUUAGCAGUUUGAAAUCUGCAGACCACAGAAUAUACAACAUCUCCCGCUCUGGAUUACUAAAAGGUUUAUUAUCACGAAGCAGCAUAAGUAAUGCUAAUUAUUACUUAAAGGCACAAUCCAUAAUCCAAAUGUAAAUAAAAGGGUAUCAUUGCCACUCAAAUUCAAAACAAAGGAUUUUUAGAUGAGCUUAAAGUUCUUCAAUAAACUAACCGAUAAAAGACUAAAACGUAUGUAAUUAAAGUUUUAUGAUGCUAGUUAACAUGGAUGGAUUACUGAACGGGCUUACCGGACACAGGUCCAGUGGCCCAGUGUCAGGGGCCCCCUGGCCUUCACCUACAAAAUGCACAUAUACAACCAUGAACAGACUCAAAAUGACCAGAAAGAGACAUAA
Molecule: messenger RNA, 1463 nt
Organism: Anarrhichthys ocellatus (wolf-eel)
Lineage: Eukaryota; Metazoa; Chordata; Actinopteri; Perciformes; Anarhichadidae
Product: transcription factor 15-like
Exons: 2
Coding region: 156-704 (182 amino acids)
Biological process (GO): regulation of transcription by RNA polymerase II; developmental process
Molecular function (GO): protein dimerization activity; RNA polymerase II transcription regulatory region sequence-specific DNA binding; DNA-binding transcription factor activity, RNA polymerase II-specific
Source: RefSeq, a predicted model, not a curated record